AUGCGGCGUAUGUUUCCCUUUUCUAUUUCUUCUUCUUUCCGCCCUUCCCCAAGUUCUGUUCGCCUUCAUAGUGCACUGCGCACUAGUGGAAGGUCCGCACAUAGUUGUCCCUUCAAGGUCCUGGGGCUCUCCCCUACCGCGUCAGCAGACGAGUUGAGGAGUCGUUACAUCGAACUUGCAAAGCAGCUGCACCCUGAUGCGGCUGCCCCUGGAGCAGCAGCAGCUACAGAUGCUUCACGCAAGUUCAUAGAACUCAGGAAAACAUAUGAGAGAGCUCUACAGCAGCUGCAACGACAGCAGCAGCAGCGGCAGGUGACGCCGCAGAGCUGCGACAGCAUGGGUUCUUCAGUAGAGCCAUCGUCCCAUCCCUGGCAGUGGCGGCGUGGAUCGCCGACAGCCUCUGCUGCAUAUCCUUACAACACUGAGUUAAGCAAAGCAGUUUCCAGGAAAAGACAUGAAUGGGAAGAAAUGCAGAGAGAGAGAGAGCUAUUCUGGAGGACUCGGAGCCAGCAAAGAAACGAGAAAGGCGACGACGCUCCGUACCUGCGUGAUAUCAAGGCUCUUUUCAAUAGGCGGCUGAGUGAGGAAGAACAAAAUGAAAAACAUCAAAGGAAAAAUAGUAGUGCAGCAGCAGACAGCACUGAAGGGGAGUGUGCGGCUGCAGCAGCAGCUGCUGUAGCCGCAAGGGAAGAGCAGCUGCUCAGAAGCGAACUCACAGCCUUUGGCCUCGACGAUAAAUACAUAGACCCAGCGACAAUAUGGUUUCCCAAAAGAAAAAAAGCAGCGAAGGCCCACGCAUGGGUAAGCAGACCAGAAAAGAAGUUCAGCACAAAGGCGGUGGUGGCAGUAGUUUGGUUGCUUGUUGUGCUUGGGGCAGCAGCUACUGUUUUUCUAUCUGUAGACUUGAAGAAAGAACCCGCAACAUCAAAGUAA
Molecule: messenger RNA, 933 nt
Organism: Eimeria tenella
Lineage: Eukaryota; Apicomplexa; Conoidasida; Eucoccidiorida; Eimeriidae
Exons: 1
Coding region: 1-933 (310 amino acids)
Biological process (GO): protein refolding
Cellular component (GO): cytoplasm
Source: RefSeq, a predicted model, not a curated record